Messenger RNA from Chinchilla lanigera (long-tailed chinchilla), 3409 nucleotides. It is a transcript of the gene Slc39a4, whose product is annotated as solute carrier family 39 (zinc transporter), member 4. NCBI's taxonomy places the organism in Eukaryota, Metazoa, Chordata, Mammalia, Rodentia, Chinchillidae. Gene Ontology annotation, molecular function: zinc ion transmembrane transporter activity. Gene Ontology annotation, cellular component: membrane. The coding region runs from base 1194 to 3275 and encodes 693 amino acids. The record is from RefSeq and is a predicted model, not a curated record. Gene Ontology annotation, biological process: zinc ion import across plasma membrane; intracellular zinc ion homeostasis. The transcript has 12 exons.
GAAGGGGCAUCAUCUAACGUAACGGGUCUGAGGAUAUAAGCUGUGCCCCAGUGGGGCAGGCAAGAGAAGGACCUGACCCUAGGCUCAGGGUACUCUGUCUAGUAACUGCCCCACCCUGCCCUGCCCUGCCCAGCAGGACAGUAGGGGACAGAGUCCUCAGGUAUUAGGCUUCCAGAUCCCCACCCCAGCCACACCUUACUGGGCUCGGGUUCAGAGGCUGGGUGAACUUAGAGGGGGCAGCAGUGAGCCCCUCCCCCAGCCGAGGCAAGGCUCCCUGGGGUCAGGCCCUUCCCCCAGAUUGUCCCUAGGUAGAGAUAAGGUCCAGGGGUCAAAGGCUGGAGAGGCAACCAGCAGGGAGGAGCAAAACUGGAAACCAUAGCCCUUCCCCAACCCUCACUGGGGCCACAGCUCAGGAUACUGCCCUAACUUCCACCUGACCCAAGAGGCCUGCCAGGUGGUGGCUAGGCCACCUGGCUUGGGGGAAAGUCCCAUCUUUCUUUCCUCUUUGUCUCCUGGGGCUUUGGCCACUUCCUGGAGAAUCUCCCUGGAGGGCUGGUGGUGGGGAGCAUGACUCAGCAAGCAGCUCCUACAGCCUCCUAUCCUGGGCCUAAAGACCACAGCCCAGAGCCUAGCAAGAGCCCUCCUUCCGGGACCAGCUCCAGCCACGAGGCUCUGGGGGUUGUACCUGCUGUCCAAACUGGGGGACUUGGAUGCGAUGGUGGGUGGGCAUGGGGGGCAUUCAGGUGCAAACAUCUGGGAUAGGGCGCAGGCCUCACCUGAUAGCAUCUAAAGUGCAUCUCUGCCCCAGAUUCCUGGCUUGCAGACAGCCCUCGGGUCACAGCAGGGAAUGCCGGGGGACCUUUAGGGGAAAGAGAGUGGGGUGGCCCUGCAUGCAGCUCUGAGCAGGAGCUCAGGGGAAUGGAAGGGAUGCCCAAGCUGCCCACCCAAGGGAAGGGGCCCAGCCCUCACACCCAGCAGGCAGUGGCCCAGCUCCUGGCUGUUGGGGAGGAUCUGCCACCGGAAUGGUUAACCAGGGUACUUCUAGCAGCCAAUCACAGAGGUUUGCAGGAAAUAUCUGGGAGAGGUCUUGGAGCCUGGGCCAGACAGAUCAAACCCAGCCCUAAUCUGGACACAGCAACCCACAGCUGACCUAGACGACCUCCACACAGCGCAGAGUACUCCGGGAUCCCAGCAUGGCGAUUCUUGUUCGUCUCACAUGGGGGCUGCUGCUAGCCAUCCUGGUAGUGCCAGUGACGGUGACGGUGACCCAGCCCACCCAUCUGCUGAGCUCGCUCACCUCAGGCCAGGACACUGUGGAUGUGGAGGCACUGAGCAGCCUGUUAAAUACGCUGGCGGACCGUGUGCACUGCACCAACGGGCCGUGUGGAAAGUGCCUGUCUGUGGAGGAUGCCUUGGCUCUGGGCAGACCAGACGAGACAGAGCUCACCCCAGCAACAGUCCUGCAAUCCAGAUUCAUCGUGCGGCUCAGCGCCGCCCUGGCCCUCUACCUUAGCGACCCAGAGGGCACAUGUGCGGACAUCCAGGCUGGCCGCUGGGCCUCCCGUGCUGACCACUUCCUGGCCCAGCUUGAAAGUCCUGAGGCCAUGACCCUGGCCCUGAAACAGCUGCUCCAGAGGAUCGAGGCCCAGACUGUCGGGCAGCGCACUGGGAAGGAGACCUGUGUAGAAGUUCCUCAGCUGCUGCAAGAGGUGGUGAGAGCAGGGGCUCCCAGCAGACCUGGGCCAGUCCUGGCCGCCCUUUUGGACCAUGUCAAGAGCGGGACCUGCUUCCACGCCCUGCCAAGUCCCCAAUACUUUGUGGACUUCGUGUUUCGGCAGUACAGCAGUGAGGGAUCCAAUCUGACCCUGGCUGAGCUGGAAGCUUUGAUGCAGCGCCUGGGGGUGGGUGGAGAGGCCCAUGGCGAUCACGAUGACCAUGGCGACCACGAUGACCAUGGCGACCACGAUGACCAUGGUGACCACGAUGAUCACGGUGGCCACGAUGACCAUGGUGACCAUGAUGACCACAGUCAUCUGGGAAGAGAGGCCAAUCACCAGGACCCUGUGCCCCUUGAUGCCCUCAACAACAGCUCAAGUGUGUGGGACACGGUAUGCCUGAGUGCCAAGGACGUGAUGGCUGUGUAUGGGCUGUCUGAGGAGGCUGGAGUGAGCCCUGAGGCUUGGGCUCAAAUUAGCCCUGCCCUGCUCCAACAGCAGCUGAGUGAGGCGUGCAACCACCACCACAGUUCCCCAGCCCAAGACCAGCUCAGCCAGGCAGAGAGGUACCUGUAUGGAUCUUUGGCCACACUGGUCAUCUGCCUCUGCGCAGUCUUUGGCCUCCUGCUGCUGACCUGCACCAGCUGCAGCACAGUCACACACUACGUCAUGCAGACCUUCCUGAGCUUGGCCGUGGGUGCACUCACUGGUGACGCCCUGCUGCACCUGACACCCAAGGUGCUGGGACUGCACACACACAGCCACAGCACAGAGGACCACGUGCACCAAGAGGCUGCAGGCGUACAGGCCACCUGGCGUCUGCUCGUGGUGCUCGGAGGCCUCUACUUCUUCUUCUUAUUUGAAAGCCUCUUCAACCUCCUGUUGCCCAGGGAUCAGGACCCAGAAAAGACCGGGCCCUGCAGUCACAGCGGACACAGCCACGGAGGACACAGCCACGGCGUAUCUCUUCAGCUGGCUCCCAGAGAGCUCCGGCAGCCCAAGCAGUCCCACGAGGGCUCCCGCGCGGACCUGGUAGCGGAAGAGGACCCGGAGCUAUUGCACCUGGAGCCCCGGAAGAUGAGCUCAGAGCUGAGGCUGCUGCCGUACCUAAUCACGCUGGGAGAUGCGGUGCACAACUUCGCCGAUGGGCUGGCCGUGGGCGCAGCCUUCGCCUCCUCCUGGAAGACCGGGCUGGCCACCUCGCUGGCUGUGUUCUGCCACGAGCUGCCGCAUGAACUGGGGGACUUCGCCGCUCUGCUGCACGCGGGCCUGACCGUACGGCGCGCUCUGCUGCUGAACCUGGCUUCGGCGCUCACGGCCUUCGUCGGUCUCUACGUGGCGCUCGCGGUCAGAAUCGGUGACGACAGCGAGGCCUGGAUCCUGGCGGUGGCCACUGGCCUCUUCCUCUACGUGGCGCUCUGUGACAUGCUGCCGGCCAUGCUGAACGUGCGGGACCGGCGACCCUGGCUCCUCUUUUUGCUGCACAACGUGGGCCUGCUAGCCGGCUGGACCAUCCUGCUGCUCCUGUCGCUGUACGAGGAGGACAUCACCUUCUCGUAGCCCUUUCCCACUGUGCAACCCUCGACUCUGCCUCCCGGCCCUGGGGCAUCUCAAACUCUGUGAACUGCCCAGUGGCCGCAGUUACUCCCCUCCCCCACAGCUUCCCGCUCAAUAAAGAUGCUCCCACCCCUGCA